AUGUCAGCGGCAACAGAAUCAGCAGCACCAGCUCAUCAGCGCGAGGGUGAGCACAUACAACCCACUGCCAAUGGUCACAACUCCACUGCCAACACCACUGCCACCACCACCGAGCAAGCAGCAGAAGAUGGACCGCAAGAAAACACAAAUUCCGCAGCUCGCAACGACACCGUCGCAGCCGCCGCCGCCGCUCUCGAAUCCACCCCAGACCCUGCUGAACGCGACGUAUCCAACAUCCUCGCUGGCCUAAACCAAGAACAGCUCGCCUCGAUCGUCGCCGCUGCUCGCGCCUCCGAAGCUCGCAAUGGCGCCGGCUCCACCGAGAACCCCAGCGAAAAUACUCUCAACGGCGAAACCAACUUAGGUCAAGCAGCAAGUGCACUCACCAGCAUCGCAUCCGGCUUCAAACGCACCCCCGGCAAAGACACCCCCACCGCCGGUGCAACUUCUUCCCAAACCUCCACCGAGUUCAACGGCGGCACAAAAGACCUCAACCCAGCCACAACCGCCGCCAUCACCGCUGCCAAAACCGCCACAGGCACUGCCACAGCCGCUGCCAUCGCCUCCCUUGGCUCCCUAGCAGCCGCAUCCCACACCCAACAAUCCCAAUCAACCACUUCUCCACACCAACAAGAACCUGAUGAAUCUCUGGAUUACUCUAACCCAAAUUCCCCUGGUGGUUCUCGCAAACGUCCUCGUGGUCCAGAAUUGGAUAGACAGAGGAAAGAUAAUCAUAAAGAAGUCGAACGUCGUCGUCGCUCCGCUAUCAAUGAAGGCAUCACCCAGUUAUCGCAUAUCGUACCUGGUUGCGAUGCGAAAAACACAAACAAGGGGGCAAUUAUUCAUGCUGCAGUACGGUAUAUUCAGGAUCUGAAGCAUAACGAAGCGAAUAAUAUCGAAAAGUGGACACUGGAGAAACUACUGAUGGAUCAAGCGAUGGGUGAUUUGACUCAACAGUUGGAGGAGGCGAGAGCUCAGGUAGAGAGGUUGAGAGCUGAACUUGAUGAACGAUUUGCCUCCGAACAUCAACAGGAUGCUAGUGGGAAGGGGCAAGCAGGGGAGAGUUGA
Ustilago hordei is the source of this 1068-nucleotide messenger RNA. RefSeq lists its product as uncharacterized. Gene Ontology annotation, molecular function: DNA-binding transcription factor activity; protein dimerization activity. The transcript has a single exon. The record is from RefSeq and is a predicted model, not a curated record. NCBI's taxonomy places the organism in Eukaryota, Fungi, Basidiomycota, Ustilaginomycetes, Ustilaginales, Ustilaginaceae. The coding region runs from base 1 to 1068 and encodes 355 amino acids. Gene Ontology annotation, cellular component: nucleus.